Messenger RNA from Pseudopipra pipra, 1538 nucleotides. RefSeq names its product transmembrane and ubiquitin like domain containing 2 (gene TMUB2). The transcript is spliced from 3 exons. NCBI's taxonomy places the organism in Eukaryota, Metazoa, Chordata, Aves, Passeriformes, Pipridae. The record is from RefSeq and is a predicted model, not a curated record. Gene Ontology annotation, molecular function: protein binding. The coding region runs from base 399 to 1250 and encodes 283 amino acids.
CGCGCGCGCGCCCACCGCCCGCUCCCGCCCCCUGGCGGCGGCGCCGUCUGACGUGGCGCUUCCGGCGCGCGGGCGGCGGCGGCGGGAGGCGGUCGGGGAUGGGCUGACACUGCCCGGGCUGGGCACCGAGGGGCUGUGGGACCCCCUGGGACCCUCCGCCAGCCCCGGCGAGGGGAGCGCGGCCCCGGCACCGCUCGGGAGCGAGAAGGAACGGCCUGCGGUGAGGAACUCCCGUCCCUCGGGAUCUCCGGGUAGCGGGAGCAGCGCCGGGAUCUGUUGGAAGGUGACCGCGGAGUGGUCCCUGCUGCCACCCCGGGGGUCCCCGCUGGCAUCCACGCCGGGCACGAGGGGGUUGCGGAAGGAAUAAAGACCCCAGGCUGAGCGGGGGGAUCCCGGAGAUGGAGCCCCCCGCCGCCCCCCUCAUCCCGGGGGUGGGGGACGAGGUGACGCUGGUGGCCGGGCUGGCGGUGCUGGCGCUGGCGCUGGUACUGGCCUGGCUCUCCACGUACGUGGCCGAUGGCACCAGCCAGGCCCUGGGCACGGGGGACGCCGCUGUCAUCCGCCUCGGGCCCCUCCCGCCCUACGGGGGGGCCGCGGGGGCGGCAGAAGCCCCGGAGCCCCCCGGGGUCCCCGAGAACACGGAGGAGAAAACUGAGGAGGAAGGAGGGGCGGCGGCGCAGGGGGACAGCGGCACCACCCCCGACCCCGGCCUGGAGCAGCUGCUGGAUGUCCAGAGCUUGUCCCAAGGGAUGGCUGAGCCCCGCGCCCCUGGGGAGGGGGAUCUGUGCCCCGGACUCAUCAAGAUCCGCCUCAAGUUCCUCAACGACACCGAGGAGGUGGCGAUGGCCCGGCCCGAGGACACCGUGGGGGUCCUCAAGAGCAAAUACUUUGCGGGCCAGGAGAGCCAGAUGAAGCUCAUCUACCGCGGGCAGCUGCUGCAGGACCAGGCGCGGACACUGCGCUCGCUCCGCAUCACGGACAACUGUGUCAUCCACUGCCACCGCUGCCGGGGAGCCACCACGGCCACCCCCGCCCUGCCCGACCCUGUCCCCGCCGGCCCCGCGGCCCCGGGGCUGCCCCUGGGCGGGGGGACCCUCAUGGUCCCCACGGUCAUGGUGGUGCUGGCGCUCGGGUGGUAUUUCCGUGUCAACUACCGGCAGCUCUUCACCACCCCGGCCACCGUGUCCCUCAUCGGGGUCACUGUCCUGGUCACCUUCCUGGCCUUCGGGGUGUAUGGACAGUCAGGAUGAGGCAGGAAGGAGCUGGGGAGGCACCCCAGUGUCCCUGUCCCCACUGUCCCUGUCCCAUUACAGUGACCAGAGCCAGCACGGCAGGGGCUGUUUGGCCCAGUCUCGCUGCCAGAUUUUAUCCCCCCAAAAAGGGGCUGUGCCCCCCCCCACACCUCAGAACUCCAUUCGUCCCAUUCCCAAUCCCAGCUCUGGGGGAGUGGGACAGCACUGGAAUGGGCCGUGGCUUCUUCCCAAGGUCUUUUUAAAGCAAAUAAAGGGUGUUAAGUCACCCCAGCACUCACCUUCCCA